Messenger RNA from Benincasa hispida (wax gourd), 1252 nucleotides. It is a transcript of the gene APG2, whose product is annotated as Sec-independent periplasmic protein translocase. Gene Ontology annotation, cellular component: membrane; TAT protein transport complex. NCBI's taxonomy places the organism in Eukaryota, Viridiplantae, Streptophyta, Magnoliopsida, Cucurbitales, Cucurbitaceae. Gene Ontology annotation, biological process: protein transport by the Tat complex; intracellular protein transmembrane transport. The record is from RefSeq and is a predicted model, not a curated record. Gene Ontology annotation, molecular function: proton motive force dependent protein transmembrane transporter activity.
AGGUCCAAUAAAUAGAUGACUUCAGAUUUUACAGAGUUCUGAUUUUUUGUCAUAACGCUGGAAGCCACCAUUGAUUUUGAUUCAGGAAGCCAAAGAAGAGAUGGGAAGCAUUAGCGGUGCUCUAACAUCGCAUUUGCAGCUCAGUCAUUGCCGUUUCUCUGCUCGAACCUCUCAGUCUCAGCUUGCUUUAGCUCCAAUUAGCCCGACGUUGAGAAGGUCGAAGUUGCGAUUCACCGGUUUGCUCAGCCGUAAAAAUUUCAACAGAUUUGUGUGUUCUGCGGUUGAUGACGACGUAAGAGAGAAACAGACGGAGUUGGGUGGUGGAAAAGGCUCCACCGUCGUUGAAGAUGUGCCAGAUAUCGCCGAGAAUUCAACAAAUGGGGCUCCGGAAAGAAGUGAUAUAUAUAACUUUCUCUAUCCCAGUAAAGAUCUACUUCCAGAUGAUAAAGAAAUGAGCGUGUUUGAUCAUCUUGAAGAGCUACGUCAGAGGAUAUUUGUGUCAGUUUUGGCUGUGGGAGCUGCAAUUGUUGGAUGCUUUGCAUUUUCGAAAGAACUCAUUUUAAUUCUUGAAGCACCAGUUAAGGAACAAGGUGUAAGGUUCCUGCAGCUUGGUCCUGGGGAGUUUUUCUUUACAACAUUGAAGGUAUCAGGAUACUGUGGCCUUCUUCUUGGAAGUCCUGUCAUCCUCUAUGAGAUUAUUGCGUUUGUUCUUCCAGGAUUGACAAAGGCAGAAAGACAGUUUCUGGCACCUAUCGUCCUAGGCUCCUCUAUACUUUUCUAUGCAGGAAUUGCCUUCUCCUAUAUAGUUUUGACACCAGCAGCCCUAAAUUUCUUUGUUAGUUAUGCUGCAGGAGCUGUUGAAUCCUUGUGGUCUAUAGAUCAAUACUUCGAAUUUGUACUUGUUCUUAUGUUCAGUACAGGCUUGUCUUUCCAGGUUCCAGUAAUUCAGAUUCUACUUGGACAAGUUGGCCUAGUCUCAGGAGACCAAAUGCUAUCUAUUUGGAGAUACGUUGUUGUUGGUGCAGUGGUGGCAGCUGCUGUACUCACACCAUCAACAGAUCCCCUAACUCAGGUACUUCUAGCAGCUCCCCUGCUGGGCCUUUACUUGGGGGGUGCUUGGGUGGUCAAGCUCUCAGGGCGAUAGAUUUGACCUUCUUUUUCAGCUCUGUGAGGAUUCUGUACAUUCAUAAUUUUAUGUAGUAUAAUUGUGACACCAAUUAAUAGAAAGGUAUAUUUGUUCUAUGGAUCGUUC